AUGGCUUCCUGUGACGACGACUUCUCCAUCCUCGGUGACGAGUCAAACACUACCCACCACAGCCACCUCCCCCACGCGCCCGCCUCCCACCAGCUCCACCAGCCAUACGCGCCUCCUCACCGCUUCGCUACGCGAACGACCCCGGUCCACGCGCCACCUGCGCAGCCCAUACUCAGCGACAAGGUCAACGCCGGAGAAGACCAGGCCGAGGCCGGAGACGACUACGACGAUGCAUCCGCAGCCGCGUUCUGCUCGAAUCCGUUCGAGAGCGGGACCGAUCAGAAUGACGUCGUUGCUGGCGCCAGCGAGAAGAGGAAGGGCCACUCAGAUGAGCUCAGCGAUGGCGGCGGAGGAGGAUCAGGAUCAGCUCCGUACAGUUACAAGAGAUCGAAACCCUCCUCGGCGGCUGCGAUCGGGGAGUACAGGAAGGACCGAGAGGAGUGGAGCGACUCGGCGAUCUCGUGCCUUCUCGACGCGUACACGGACAAGUUCACUCAGCUGAAUCGGGGAAAUCUGAGGGGCAGAGAUUGGGAGGAGGUGGCGGCGAUUGUGAGCGAGAGGUGCGAUAGGCAGAGGAAGAGCGUCGAUCAGUGCAAGAACAAAGUCGACAACUUGAAGAAGAGGUACAAGCUUGAGAGGCAGAGGAUGAACAACGGCGGCGUUUCGGCGAGUCACUGGCCUUGGUUCAAGAAGAUGGAGAAUAUCGUCGGCAAUUCAUUGCCUGGAAAGGCCGUCUCCGACGAGGAUAAAGGCGUUUCUUCUCCCGGUACCACGCCGCGGCAAUCGAAGAGCAGAAAUGCAAUGGCCAUAAUAAGUCCUGUAAGUCAGAUGAACAAGGUCAAAUCAGCUCCGAGUAUCAAAUGGCGGAGAGUGGUCUUCAAAAUCAGUGGUGCUGCUCUUGCUGGCGCUGCUCCAAACAAUGUUGACUCAAAGUUGGCAAUGCUGAUUGCAAGAGAAGUUGCAUUGGCUUGUCACAAUGGGGUGGAGGUGGCCAUUGUUGUUGGAGGUCGCAACUUUUUUUGUGGAGAUGCAUGGGUGACUGCAACAGGGUUAGAUAGAAGUACUGCAUACCAGAUUGGAAUGAUGGCCACUGUAAUGAAUUCUGUAUUGCUCCAGUCAGCACUGGAGAAGAUGGGAGUCCAGACUCGUGUUCAAACUGCAUUUUCGAUGCAGGAGGUUGCUGAACCAUACAGUAGGCAGCGGGCCAUCCGCCAUCUUGAAAAAGGCAGAGUUGUAAUUUUUGCUGGAAUUGGCGCUGGCACUGGAAAUCCUCUCUUUUCCACCGACACCGCAGCAGCACUUCGAGCUUUGGAGAUUCAUGCAGAGGCAGUACUCAAGGGUACCAAUGUAGAUGGUGUCUAUGACUGCAACUCUCAAGACAAUAAUUUUACAUUCGAGCACAUUUCUUUUAGGGAUGUGGUCACCAGAGGGGCCACCUCAAUGGACUCGAUGGCACUGACCUUCUGCGAAGAAAACAGGAUUCCCGUUGUGGUCUUUAAUCUUUUAGAGCCUGGAAAUAUUUCGAAAGCACUAUGCGGAGAACAAGUUGGUACCCUGAUAGAUCAAGCUGGAAGGAUUAGCUAA
Prunus armeniaca (apricot) is the source of this 1584-nucleotide messenger RNA. Lineage: Eukaryota; Viridiplantae; Streptophyta; Magnoliopsida; Rosales; Rosaceae. The record is from the annotation of a GenBank genome assembly.